Penicillium cataractarum is the source of this 612-nucleotide messenger RNA. RefSeq lists its product as uncharacterized. NCBI's taxonomy places the organism in Eukaryota, Fungi, Ascomycota, Eurotiomycetes, Eurotiales, Aspergillaceae. Bases 1 to 612 code for a protein of 203 amino acids. The record is from RefSeq and is a predicted model, not a curated record. The transcript has a single exon.
AUGUCUGAAAUCAUCGAUCCGGAAUCCUUCAUGCACGACCGACAGACCUUCCGUGAAGAACUGCUAACAUGGGCUAACACCCUCAACGGGGUAUCAGUUCAGGACAGCGUCCGUAUGGAAAUUGCAACAGAGCUAGACGAGAUGGUCAAAGACAUAGAGGUACUUGGAGCCCCUCCUCCGCUUGGAUCUCUUCUUGCCGAAGAUUUCGAUCUAAUCGACGGGUGCUCUGAAGACGAAGAUCGCGAUAGCCAUGAAGGGUUCGAGCUGAUUGAUCCCCUCGCCGAAGCAGACUUUGGCCGCCUUUGUUCCAAAGAUGGAACCAUUAGGGAUACCCUCUCCUGGGCUGUGGAACUGCUGAGAAGGGGGCAGGCACCGACGUCUGAUAUUGCUGUUAUUCUGGAGAUGCUCGCUCUACAUGUUGGGAGACUCCGUCUAACUCGGGUAUCUGAUGGUGUUGUUGUAGAUCCUUAUGCAGAUUGGAUGGAUGAUUUGGCAAAAGCACAACACAAGUCGAACCAGAGUUACGGGAACGAAUAUCUUCAUGCGAUCUGGAAUCGUCUCUACAAUUGCAUGGACUGUAACUGUGACAAGUGCAGCACAGGUUUGGGUUGA